Molecule: messenger RNA, 1579 nt
Organism: Bombina bombina (fire-bellied toad)
Lineage: Eukaryota; Metazoa; Chordata; Amphibia; Anura; Bombinatoridae
Gene: WDR18
Product: WD repeat domain 18
Exons: 10
Coding region: 12-1298 (428 amino acids)
Biological process (GO): DNA-templated DNA replication; rRNA processing
Cellular component (GO): nuclear pre-replicative complex
Molecular function (GO): protein binding
Source: RefSeq, a predicted model, not a curated record
GUUUGGUAAAGAUGGCGGCGCCCAUGGAGCUGGUGCUGAGCGCGGAUUCAGCUGGACAGGUGGCCAAUUGCACAGUGUGGGACCCGCUGACCGGUUCUGUGUUGCUCACCUAUCGUGGGGGAAACACCGCUGGGCGCGGGCUUGCGGUGCUCGGUGGGCAAUAUCUGCUGGGAGCGCAGCUGGGAAAGAACUUUAUUAACGUGUGGGAACUGCAGAGAAAGGAUCAGCUGCUGCAGAAGAUUGUGUGUCCCGGACCAGUGACAUGUCUUGCCGUCUCUCCAAAUGGGCUCUAUCUGGUGGCUGGAAUCUCAGAGAGUAUAUAUUUGUGGGAGGUGUACACUGGGAAUCUCCUUGCCAUUUUGAACAGUCAUUACCAGGAUGUUACAUGCCUGACGUUUACGGAUGACAGCAGCCAUAUUCUGUCUGGAGCUAAGGACAGCUUAGUUCUGGUGUGGAGCCUUUACAGUGUCUUGCAGGCAGAGACUUCUAGGGGGCCUGAACCUCGUCAUGUCUGGUCACGUCAUAGUCUACCCAUAACUGACUUGCAGUGUGGAAUUGGCGGUCCACAGGCCAGAGCAGUCACAUCUUCUCUAGACCAGACAGUCAAGCUUUGGGACAUUUCCUCUGGGGACCUCUUGCUUUCUGUGCUUUUUGAUGUCCGAAUUAUGUCAGUGACCUUUGACCCUGCUGAGUAUCACCUGUUUUGUGGGGGUAGUGAUGGAUCCAUAUUUCAGGUGGACCUCUGUGCUUCGCCAGUACAGAGGGAGAAGACUUUCCAUUCAGAGCUGGAGAAGGUGUUUAGAGGACACAGGAACCAGGUAACCUGUCUGUCAGUAUCGCUGGAUGGCAGUAUGCUGGUGUCAGGAUCCAAUGAUGAGACUGUGUGUGUAUGGGACAUCCAUAGCAAGCAAUGUCUCCGUACGGUCCCCCACAGAGGUCCUGUGACAAACGCCUUCAUCAUGCCAGCUCCAGCAAACAUGUUGCGAGCUGACAGCAAGCCGAGCUUUCCUCUCCCACGCUUUAGCAAACACCUGCAAGGAGCUGAGGGCUGUGAAGGGCCAGAUAGUGGAGGAGUCACACUUCGGCUUGGUAGACACCAACUGGGGUCAGAAGACACUUACUUGCAGCGAGCAGCACAACUGCACACCCUACUGGGUGAAAGUGAGGGCAAGAAUCUGUCUGGACUUGUGGAACAACUCCGUUCACGAACAUCAGAGCUGGAGGAGGAGUUGAACAUGGUGCGGAAAAUUAAUAAGGAUCUCUUUGAUUUUUCGACCAGUAUCAUUACAAAGCAGUGACAUUUGUGUACUUGGAAAUACAUGUGCACAAAAGGUCAAGGUGCAUUCUUGCACCCAACCAUAUACAUUUUAGAGGUGCAGAUUAUUGCAUACACAGGAACCUAAUUAUGUGUUUUUUUUCAAACACAUAAUACACACAAGCCCAUUGUGUGUGUGUGUGUGUAAAUAUGUGUAAUUAUUUCUUUUUUUCAUUCAUUACAUAAAUAGGUGUCUACAGAUUCCUAUAUUUUUUUUUGUCUAGCCCUUUUUUAUGUAAUAAAACAAUGCCUUUAAAACAACUA